This is a messenger RNA of Clonostachys byssicola, 885 nucleotides long. The record is from the annotation of a GenBank genome assembly. Lineage: Eukaryota; Fungi; Ascomycota; Sordariomycetes; Hypocreales; Bionectriaceae.
AUGUCGGAGAGUACAAAUCUGAGCCACUUUGUGAGUCUACCCCGCCUCCCCAUCACCGAGAGCGAGAGUCAGACAAGCAGCUCUCCUGACUGGUUCCUGACCUUGGACCCCGCGCAGAGGCAAGAGCCAAAGGGCAUCAUCGAGAGGAUGAUGCGACAGGCUGACCCGUCCCCGGCCAAGGCGGUAGAGGAGAUCGUCUCUCUAUCUGCAGCAGCAGCAGCUGCGAGCGAGCCCCCAAACGCCCUGUCCUAUCACGUGGCCGGCGUCAUUGGCACCAUCUAUGGCCUUUGCAUGUCUACGCCUCCCGAUGAACAGUCGAAGCUCGUCGACUUCACCACUCUUCUGCAGCAACAGACAGUCCUCGAUCCCAAGACAGGCCAGAUCUUGACAAGAGACGACCAAGCUUUCUGGACGAGCCUGCCUGAAAUAUCGCUGCUUAUAGCUGAUCAUAGAAUAGCCGGCAAGAAUUUCAUCGCGUUCAUCGCACAACUGGGCGAGGACAAGUGUGAGUGGUUUCGUGACGCAAAAAUAAUUUACGAGGAUCUCGUUCUGAGAUUCUCGGAAGAGGAGAUGUCUGAAAUCGGUCAAGAAACGGUGCAGAUUGCCUGUACAUGGCUCAUCUACGCGCCCAAUCAAGUCAGGGGGCAUGUUCAAUCACGCACCCAGACCAGACACGGCCAGUUCAAAAACGACGACUGGCUGCGGCUGAGACAGAUUCUACAACAUUCUCAAGGUGUGUACCUGGACGAGCAUACCCAAGAGAUGAUGCGUUGUGCUCUCGCCGCCAUGGACAAGAUCGAGGUCAAGGCGGCGAACCGCCCAAUCAAUGUAGGCUCUCAAGCACAAGACGUUCGUGGCAAUACUGUUCUCAACUCAUCGGGGUGA